GGCUUUUCAGCUGGUUAGCCAAACAUCCACAGAAAAAAGAGAUGAGCAGGAAAACGAGACGAAGAACAUAAGAAUACAUUUAUUACGAGCUAGAAAAAAUAACGACAGGAAGGAAAUCCGUUUAGAAGGCAGAUUUUUACAGAAGACAGCCUGUGGUGGAGAAAAAGUGGUACGUUCGAAAAAACCUCAGCACGAAGCGUUCCUCUCACACCCCCGAAGGGCCACCCACAGCUUCCCCUUCACCUCAACAAGCAGAGCCUCUGUGCGACAUUUACAGGAACACGUGCUCUAAAAAAGCCAGCUCACUGAGACCUAUGGCAAUAAAUCAAACAGCCAAGAGUUUAGUCUCACCUGAAUAUCAAAUGUAAGAAAAAAAGGGGGGGAAAGAUCUGGAAGUCGUCCGAUCCACUACACACAUUUCUGUUGUCCAAGUCUGCACUGGGAUUCGGGUGCAUGGGUGUUGUGCUGACGGAGGUGUAUUGUGAUGGUGUGAUGGUGGACUGGUAUGUCCGAAGCUGAAGCUAGCUUAGCUUCCCGGGUUUUAAUAUAGCAUGUUGGCAUAUGGCUAACUGCGUAUGGUGACAGAUCAGUCCAUUAUCCUCCUCCCCUCCAUCACCAUCUCUGGCCCCUACAAGGGGGUUUUAACCUGUUGGUAGUGGUGCCCCCUUACCCCAUCAUCUCUUCAUUUCUGUUUUCAUUUUACUCAUCCAUCCACCCCACCCUAGAAAUCAUCGCUCCAUCUUUCACUUUCAUCAGCCCUCAUCACUGUGGUGUUUUCACGAGAUCUCCUUUCUUUUUGUUGAAUUCAUCUCUCAUCUGUCGUGAUUCGCUGUGCAUUACCGCCGCUCAGUCCCUUCUCAUCUUCUAAACCCCAAACCCAGUGCAGCUCAGCCCGGCCCAAAGCAAAUCACCCUAACCUCUGCAGAGUCCAGCCGCUGGGCAGUCGUUUCGGUGGUUGCUUUUGGUUGCAUGGAAUCGGCUUAACCGUGGAGAGGCCGGGCUACCACAAACUGAUGGACUUUGACAAGCGAGGAGUAGGGGGAGGAGGAGGAGGGGGCGGAGGAGGAGGAGGUGGUGGUGGUGGUGGUGGAGGUGGAGGGAAAGGAGAGGCGGAGGAGGGGAAGAGGAUGUCCGGAAAGACGGGGAGUCGGUCGGGGCACGGCGGCCGAGGCACCGGCUCCAACUCAGGAGUCUUGAUGGUCGGACCAAAUUUCCGGGUCGGGAAGAAGAUCGGCUGCGGGAACUUUGGGGAGCUGAGACUCGGAAAGAAUCUGUACACCAAUGAAUACGUGGCUAUUAAACUGGAGCCAAUCAAGUCACGGGCACCGCAGCUGCAUCUAGAAUAUCGCUUCUACAAACAGCUGGGAAGUUCAGAGGGUGUACCCCAAGUGUUCUACUUUGGACCUUGUGGUAAAUACAAUGCUAUGGUUCUGGAGCUCCUGGGACCCAGUCUAGAGGAUCUGUUUGAUCUCUGCGACAGGACCUUCUCUUUAAAGACUGUACUCAUGAUAGCCAUACAACUGAUAUCUCGUAUGGAGUUCGUCCACACCAGAAGCCUGAUCUAUCGAGACGUGAAGCCCGAGAAUUUCCUGGUUGGCCGACCUGGCUCCAAACGGCAACACACCAUCCACAUCAUAGACUUCGGCCUGGCGAAAGAAUACAUCGACCCGGAGACCAAGAAACACAUCCCAUACAGAGAACACAAGAGUCUGACUGGAACUGCCAGAUAUAUGAGCAUCAAUACACAUUUGGGGAAAGAGCAAAGCAGGCGGGAUGACCUGGAAGCUCUAGGUCACAUGUUCAUGUACUUCCUGCGAGGGAGUCUACCCUGGCAAGGAUUGAAGGCGGACACUCUGAAAGAACGUUACCAGAAGAUAGGAGACACAAAGAGAGACACACCUAUAGAGGUCCUCUGUGAGAACUUCCCAGAAGAGAUGGCCACCUACCUGCGGUACGUGCGUCGGCUGGACUUCUUCGAGAAGCCGGACUACGACUACCUGAGGAAACUCUUCACUGACCUCUUUGACAGAAACGGAUACAUCUUUGACUACCAGUAUGACUGGACUGGAAAACCACUGCCCACUCCUAUUGGUCCAGUGGCCAGCGAGACUCCACUACAGACAAGCAACCGAGAGAAAGCGCCGCAGACCAAAAACCAGUCUCCAGAGGGGAAAGGCAGUGAGUCCCAGCCCACUCCGGUGACCAAUCGAGAGCUGCUGGGCUCCCACCUCACUGCCGAUAGGCUGGGCGGGUCCGUCCAGGUUAUGAGUUCAACCAACGGAGAGCUGAAUACAGACGACCCCACUGCAGGACACUCCAACGCACCAAUCACAGCCAACGCAGAGGUGGAAGUGGCUGAUGAUACCAAGUGCUGCUGUUUCUUCAAGAGGAGGAAGAGGAAAGCUCUCCAGAGACACAAAUGAAAACAAGCAACAAGAGAGAGAAAGACCCGCUCUCUUUUUUUUUUCUCUCCACCAUCUCUACUUCCUCCUUUUCCCUCCCUCCCUUUCUAGACCUCUUCAUACAACCCCUCCACCCCUCCCUCCUCUCCUGUCUCCAUCUCACCCUCCUCCUCCUCUGCUGUUGGAGGUCCUGUAGUCUACCUUGGGUUAGCUGGACUGGCUGGACCACCAGACAGCAGAAUGUGUUUGGCUAAGCUGAUCUACUGGUUUGUACUGGUCUGGACCGGACUGGACUGGACAGACAGGCAGUAACACACGUUCACUGUUUCCACCUCAGAGCUUUAAAUGUGGACUAGCUGGUGGACUCUUCGUGUAUUUAUGGUCACAAACUGAACUGAAACUGUGCAGAAAGUGACCACAAAUAAACAGUUAAUAGACUGUAAAAGGUGAGGCUGGAUUCAGCUGGUUAACUGGCAGACUGGUUACUUCUAUAUUUUUUUGAUUUUUUUUUCUUCCUUACUGACUGGUUCAGAGGAGAGAGAAGUGUAUUUCUGAGGAGAUACAACAACGAGACUGUCGGACCACACGUGCACACAAACUGCACACACACACACACACACACACACACAGGCACGUACAAACACUCUGUACACCUACUGGAGCUCACGAUGAUGAUGACGAUGAGACUUCAUGGACAAAAAGACGCAGCUCUCGCACAUAGUCUAUAAAGUUUUUAUUUCCCUCGGGUCGAAGGAAAGUACCACAGCGAGCGGCUAUGUCUAUUUCCUGCAACGGAUCGGAGCUCACCGUACGUUCACCCUCAGAGGAGAAAAAAAACCUAACCUCACCACCACCAGAAUCAAAAGUUUAAAAAAAAAGAUGUUUAUGUAAAAAAAAUAAAACUGUAUGCUUUGAUUUUUGUUUUAAUUUGUAACUAAAAAAAAAAAAAAGAAAAAGACUGUCUACAAUUUGGAACCUGUGUUUUUUUUCUGUCUUUUUGAGUUGUUCAAAAAGUUUGUUUUGUAGCUUCUAGUGUGUUCCUCAAAAUGUAAUUUUUUUAAAAAUAACUUGUAUUUUUAAUUUUUUUUUUUUUCGUCUUUCUCUCUGGGUUGGAGGAUGGAAAGUCGGAUAACUCCAUUAAAAACAACCAAACAAAAUAAAAAACUUAUCUUUAUUUAAGGGGACUGUGAACAAUAUUUUUUAAAGGUGUUUGAGGAAGAGCUUCAAUGUUUUCAGAGAAGUGUGUGUACAUGUCUUGAAUUGGUUGUUUAAUCAAGCUAAAUUACAUUGAGUUUCUACAGCUUUGCUAGUUUGUCUGAGAGGCUGUAAUAGACAUCGUUAAGAACACCUAAUUGUAAGAUGGAUAAAAGU
This is a messenger RNA of Scomber japonicus (chub mackerel), 3773 nucleotides long. Its product is annotated as casein kinase I-like. Gene Ontology annotation, molecular function: protein serine/threonine kinase activity; ATP binding. Lineage: Eukaryota; Metazoa; Chordata; Actinopteri; Scombriformes; Scombridae. The transcript has 13 exons. Bases 1014 to 2423 code for a protein of 469 amino acids. Gene Ontology annotation, cellular component: nucleus; plasma membrane; cytoplasm. The record is from RefSeq and is a predicted model, not a curated record. Gene Ontology annotation, biological process: peptidyl-serine phosphorylation; signal transduction; positive regulation of canonical Wnt signaling pathway.